UAAGCAUGAUGACUAUCAUUAAUAUGUGUCAGUACAAAAGUGAUCUGUUUUGAUGUCAAAAACUGAGUGAAUCUGUGAUAUAUAUUAUAUGGGAUGGACAUUUUCGUGUAGCUAUAUAUAAUAAUAUGGGAGUGGGGGUAGAUGCACAUGCGCAUCGCAGGCAUCACAGGACAGCAGGAUAAACUUCAUUUGUAGGUUACGUUAGUUGUCACAUUGUAUGCGUUAAGUUUGCAUACGGGAUUGAAUACAGAAAUACUUAUUGGUUGUUGACGUUGUUCUUAACAAGUUUUGAAAUUCACAAUGGAUGUAGAUUUUAAAGAAUUGUCCAAUGAUCAAGACAUUGUUAAUCGUCUUACGCAAUUCACCAAAAGCAUUGAUCAAAUACAAGAGGUUUUAAAGUUUGCAGAAGAACCAGGAUUAUAUGAUAAACUUUGCAAUGAAGAAAAAAUUAAGUUCAAUCUUCUUAUGUCAUUCAGUUUAAAUAGCUUAUUUUGGAUGUAUAUGAGAGCAGAAGGCAUCGAUCCUACCAAGCAUCAAAUUAAAUCUGAAAAUGAACGACUGAAGCAAUCUAUGAUUAGAGCAAAACAAAUUCAUGAUAGAAACACAAUAAUGCCAAGGAUAAACAGAGAUGCUGCUCAGCGAUUUGUAAGAAGUGGAUUGUGGGUUCCAGUGCAAAGAGCAGAAGAGAAUUCAAAUGAAAACACGAAUGAUCAAACAGAAGAAAAUUGGGAAGGAGAAUCUUGAAACCACCGAGACCACUGCUAAAUAUUUUUUUAUUCUAUUUUUUAAUGAUUUUCUACUUGUAAAAAUUUGACAAGUCUGACAUCGACUUUAAUAUAGCAUAUAGUAAUAGUACAUAAAUUGACUCAAUUUUUAUAAAUAAAAAUAUUGUUUUAUAGCGA
Nasonia vitripennis (jewel wasp) is the source of this 902-nucleotide messenger RNA. Its product is annotated as nuclear nucleic acid-binding protein C1D. Gene Ontology annotation, biological process: maturation of 5.8S rRNA; regulation of gene expression. The transcript is spliced from 3 exons. Gene Ontology annotation, molecular function: DNA binding; RNA binding. The record is from RefSeq and is a predicted model, not a curated record. Lineage: Eukaryota; Metazoa; Arthropoda; Insecta; Hymenoptera; Pteromalidae. Gene Ontology annotation, cellular component: nucleolus; exosome (RNase complex). The coding region runs from base 301 to 744 and encodes 147 amino acids.